Messenger RNA from Arabis nemorensis, 222 nucleotides. The record is from the annotation of a GenBank genome assembly. NCBI's taxonomy places the organism in Eukaryota, Viridiplantae, Streptophyta, Magnoliopsida, Brassicales, Brassicaceae.
AUGGUGAAAGGUGGAGUUUCCACCAUGACAUUUGGAUUCGUGUUUCUGAAAGUUGUGAGUUCUGCAUGUAUCCGCUGCAAUAACAAGAGUAAGAAGACUCUAAGUUUGACAGAGCGUGAAUUCAUGAAUAUGAAACAAGAUGGAGAAAUCAGUUUCAGAAAACAGGUUCUUAACUUUGAAGUUUUUCGAGUUAUAGUUCAGAUUGGAGGGAAGGAUGUGUGA